Messenger RNA from Perognathus longimembris pacificus (Pacific pocket mouse), 3017 nucleotides. It is a transcript of the gene Wars1, whose product is annotated as tryptophanyl-tRNA synthetase 1. The transcript is spliced from 11 exons. Gene Ontology annotation, biological process: tryptophanyl-tRNA aminoacylation. Bases 308 to 1738 code for a protein of 476 amino acids. NCBI's taxonomy places the organism in Eukaryota, Metazoa, Chordata, Mammalia, Rodentia, Heteromyidae. Gene Ontology annotation, cellular component: cytoplasm. The record is from RefSeq and is a predicted model, not a curated record. Gene Ontology annotation, molecular function: ATP binding; tryptophan-tRNA ligase activity.
GCCCUUUUGUGGACAGGCUCAUUAAGGAGGUCGAUCCUAGCUGAGAUGUUUCUGAGAAUCUAGUGAUUUCCGAGAAACUCCUCACGGUGUAAGUAGCUGAAGGGGUGGGGUGAGGCAGGAAAAGGAGACAAGCAUUUCUGGAAAAGGAAAGCAAAAGAAGGAGGAGAGGAGUAUUAAAAACCACCCCUGGCUAGGCUGGUCAUUCUCAGCUGCCCAACUGCCUAGUGUUUCUGGUGGCCACCUCCGUGUCUUCUCCCACAACCAGGUGUUCAUCUUGACUGACAGCUGUGACACUAGGUCCUGGAAGAUGGCAGAUGUGCCCAAUGGUGAGCCCUGCGCCUCUCCACUGGAGCUGUUCAACAGCAUUGCUGCUCAAGGGGAGCGCGUGAGGAACCUGAAAGCUGGAAAGGCAUCAAAAGAUGAAAUUGAUUCUGCAGUAAAGAUGUUACUGUCAUUAAAAAUGAGCUACAAAGCUGCCAUGGGGGAGGAUUACAAGGCCGACUGCCCUCCAGGGAACAACCCAGCAGCUGAAAGUGACAAUGGCCCAGAUGCCACAGAAGGUGGAGAGGAUUUUGUGGACCCCUGGACAGUACGGACAAGCAGUGCAAAAGGCAUCGACUAUGACAAGCUAAUUGUUCAGUUCGGCAGCAGUAAAAUCGACAAGGAGCUAAUAAACCGAAUAGAGAGAGCCACUGGCCAGAGACCACACCACUUCCUACGCAGAGGCAUCUUCUUCUCACACAGGGAUAUGAAUCAAGUCCUCGAUGCCUAUGAAAAUAAGAAGCCAUUUUAUCUGUACACGGGCAGGGGCCCCUCUUCCGAAGCAAUGCAUGUUGGUCAUCUCAUCCCAUUUAUUUUCACAAAGUGGCUGCAGGAUGUGUUCAAUGUGCCCUUGGUUGUCCAGAUGUCUGAUGAUGAGAAGUACCUGUGGAAGGACCUGACGCUGGACCAGGCGUACAGCUACACCCUGGAGAAUGCCAAGGAUAUCAUCGCCUGUGGCUUCGACGUCAACAAGACUUUCAUCUUCUCUGACCUGGAAUACAUGGGGCAGAGCCCAGGCUUCUAUCAGAAUGUGGUGAAGAUUCAGAAGCAUGUCACCUUCAACCAAGUGAAAGGCAUUUUUGGCUUCACAGACAGCGACUGCAUUGGGAAGAUCAGUUUCCCUGCAGUCCAGGCCGCUCCCUCCUUCAGCAACUCAUUCCCCCAGAUCUUCCGAAACCGGACAGACAUCCAGUGCCUCAUCCCCUGUGCCAUUGACCAGGACCCUUACUUUAGGAUGACAAGGGACGUCGCCCCCAGGAUUGGAUAUCCUAAACCAGCCCUGCUGCACUCGACCUUCUUCCCCGCCCUGCAGGGCGCCCAGACCAAGAUGAGUGCCAGCGACCCCAACUCCUCCAUCUUCCUCACUGACACGGCCAAGCAGAUCAAGACCAAGGUCAACAAGCAUGCAUUUUCUGGAGGAAGAGACACGGUGGAAGAACACAGACAGUUUGGGGGCAAUUGUGAUGUGGACGUGUCUUUCAUGUACCUGACCUUCUUCCUAGAGGAUGACGACAAGCUUGAGCAGAUCCGAAAGGAGUACACCAGUGGAGCCAUGCUCACCGGCGAGCUCAAGAAGACGCUCAUAGACGUCCUGCAGCCCCUGAUCGCUGAACACCAGGCCCGGCGCAAGGAGGUCACCGACGAGAUGGUGAAGGAGUUCAUGACGCCCCGACAGCUGUCCUUCCACUUUCAGUAACACUUGUUUUCUAUUUGCGUAUCAGUAUGCGUAAUUUCUUGGUAAUCCCAGCCCCACUGAAUCACACUCCCAUAGGCUUCUGUCACGCGGUAACGGCUGGGCUGGAUCCAUGAGCCCUGUGUGUGUCCUGGAUUCUGUUUGUCCCAGUGAUGUCUGUCCUUCCUGACUGUGGGCAAGUGCUGUGGUUGAUCGGGUGCUGCUAGCAUUGUGUGGUCACAUAGAAACCCCAGCUGUGAGUCUCUCCCACAGAGCGCCCAGGCCCCCAGAGGCCUGUGCACCUGGGAUCAGCCUAGGUUCCAGAUAGACUCCCAACUUCUACUCUGUAGAGAAGUGUGCUCUGUGUUCGAAGCCGGGUGUGGUGGUUCAUGCCCAUACUCCCAGCACUGACCAGGGAGACUGACUAGAAGAUCAAGAGUUCCAGGCCAGCCUAGGCUAUUUAAAAAAAGUAUUCUAUUUGCACAUAUGGAACCAAAAUGUCAUUGUUGUAAAACUUAAAAGUGCUGUGAAAAAUUCAUGUUAGAAAGUUUAAUAAGUAAAAGGUAUGUUUCAUCUCAUGCGCUCCCCCCCCAAAAAAAAAAUAAAAAUAAAAAGGAAUUGAUAGCUUUGCUUUACACUUGGCAAGAAACUACCCCGCUCCAGGCCGGGUGUGUAGUGCAGCGGUAGAGCAGGCGCUGAGCGUGCCUGAGGUUCUGGCCUCCAUCCCCAGCAUCACAAGAAAAGACACCAGUCGGCAUCAGCACUACUUUUAGCACAGGAUGUGGACAGAGUGGGGCGAUGUUACUAGUCUGAAUCUCGUGGGGGAGACUUUGCAGCUGACUUAACAAACUCCAGACCAUGCAUGCCGUCCACUCCCGGAAUCGCACUCACCGCCCCUCCGCAUACUAACUUCCCGCCAGACCCUGCCCUCCGCGCUCAAUCAGCCCAAUGGCGCCCUCCCUCUCAGCCUCCGUGAGACGCUAAAGACAGUCUGUUGCCUUUGCAGAUCCUUUUGUUUUGACCCUUGACUGAAGUGGAAGUCAGCACAGAGCAGUGCCCUGGCCGCGUCCUGGGCUGGUGGAUGUAGCUAGAGAGAAAAGCUCAGGUGGAGCCCUCCCCGCCCUGGCGCUUUCCCUGGGGGUGGGCCACGUCUAAUAUGUGCCACGUGUAGUCUUGACCAAGCAGAAGCCAUAUCUCAGGGAAAGCCCCUGGUGGAAGUGACUGCCCGCUGAAGGCACAGGGUCCACUCUCAAGUGCUCUUCCCUCGUGCUGCUCAUGGGCAAAAUAAACUUCCUUUGCUCCU